GCCUCCCGGCCUCGCCCCCCGCCGUGGAGGCGUCAUGGCGGCCUGCGGGAUACCGGCGCUGGCCCGAGCGGCCCUAGGGAGGUCACCAUCUUGGGCUGAAGGCUUCCGACAGCCGCUGAGCUCAACCCUCCACUCCGAUUCCGAAGGGGCCUGCGGCGGCUCCGCUCCAGACUCGCGGAGGACGCCCGAAGGAGAGCCGAGGCAUCCGGCGAGCCAAGAGUUAACCGCGGCCGAGCAGCACAUCGCCGAGCUGCACCGGGCCGCCUGCGCGGCUGGCCAGUUAAGCUAUGUGGACCCAGCUACCGGCUAUGUGGUGUUCACCAGACUAGCCCACUUGCAGAGAGGUGCCUGCUGUGGUUCUGCCUGCAGACACUGUCCAUAUGGCCAAGUCAACGUGAAAGAUCCAUCUAAAAAGAAGCAAUUCAACUCCUACUUUUAUGUUUGACAACAACUUUACUUCUGUUCUAUCAAAUUGAACUUCUGAUUUUGAAAAUAAAGACCUAAUCUAGAA
This is a messenger RNA of Mesocricetus auratus (golden hamster), 511 nucleotides long. It is a transcript of the gene CUNH1orf53, whose product is annotated as chromosome unknown C1orf53 homolog. The transcript has 3 exons. Lineage: Eukaryota; Metazoa; Chordata; Mammalia; Rodentia; Cricetidae. The record is from RefSeq and is a predicted model, not a curated record. Bases 35 to 445 code for a protein of 136 amino acids.